Molecule: messenger RNA, 1630 nt
Organism: Manis pentadactyla (Chinese pangolin)
Lineage: Eukaryota; Metazoa; Chordata; Mammalia; Pholidota; Manidae
Gene: RAC2
Product: Rac family small GTPase 2
Exons: 7
Coding region: 140-718 (192 amino acids)
Biological process (GO): small GTPase-mediated signal transduction
Molecular function (GO): GTPase activity; GTP binding
Source: RefSeq, a predicted model, not a curated record
CGCUUCCCCCUGCCUCCUGUCCCGCUGCUCCUCUGCUUCUCGGCGGGGCGCCUUGCCAGGCUCUGCACACCCCUGGCGCCCACAGAAGCACUCCUUGCCCCUGUGUGAGCUGUCACCGCCGCUCCUGGCCCCAGACGCCAUGCAGGCCAUCAAGUGUGUGGUGGUGGGAGAUGGAGCCGUGGGCAAGACCUGCCUUCUCAUCAGCUACACCACCAACGCAUUCCCAGGAGAGUACAUCCCCACUGUGUUUGACAACUAUUCGGCCAAUGUGAUGGUGGACAGCAAGCCGGUGAACCUGGGGCUGUGGGACACUGCAGGACAGGAGGACUAUGACCGCCUGCGGCCGCUCUCCUACCCACAGACGGACGUCUUCCUCAUCUGCUUCUCCCUCGUCAGCCCGGCCUCCUAUGAGAACGUCCGCGCCAAGUGGUUCCCGGAGGUGCGGCACCACUGCCCGAGCACCCCUAUCAUCCUGGUGGGCACCAAGCUGGACCUGCGAGAUGACAAGGACACCAUCGAGAGGCUGAAGGAAAAGAAGCUGGCACCUAUUACCUACCCGCAGGGCCUGGCACUGGCCAAGGAGAUUGACUCGGUGAAAUACCUGGAGUGUUCAGCCCUCACCCAGCGAGGCCUGAAAACCGUCUUUGAUGAGGCGAUCCGGGCCGUCCUGUGCCCCCAGCCCACGCGGCCGCAGAAGCGCCCCUGCAUCCUCCUCUAGGGGUGGCAUCCAGCCCACUCAGUCAGAUGGUCUGACCGCCCAGGGUCCCCACCCAAAGCCCAGUGGUAUCCUGGCUGGCCACGCUGUCCCCCUCCUGUGGCGUUUCUUAGCAGAUGGCUGCAGAGCUUGGUUGACCAUUUUCUCUGUGCUGGAGGUCCUCUGGGGCCCAAAGGGUGUGAAUUUGCAGGUGCUGCAUCCCAACCCCCUCAUGUUCCUGCCUUCCCAGGAGCCAGAGGGGAGCCCCAGGACCCAAUAAGCCACCCCUGCAUUACUGUGGUCAGUGCCAGCUGCCACAUAUGGCAGUCUCUACCUGUGUAGUCCAGCCCACCCAACGCCUGCAUCCCCUCUGAACAUUCCGGGCCGAUGGCUGCGGCCCACCCCUCGUAUUCGUCCAGGGACGGGUCACGCUCCCCCCUGCUGCAGGCUCCUGCAAUACUGAUGGCCCUGCUUGUCAGACAGUCUCCUUCUACUGGCUAAAAUGAGUAUCUCAGAAGUUUGCUUCUCUUGUCUUCAUUCUCCUUUUGGGGACAAGAUAAAAUAGAUCAAAUUCCCUAAAUGUCCCUGACAAUACAGUAGUCCCCUAAUUCCCAGACAACAAAAUGCUUUGGGUUUCCACUUUCUGUUCUUCAAGAGCUCCCAGUUAUCCUCUCUGCCCCCAGAAGUCCUGAAGUUCUGAGGCAGGACCCUCCAGCUCACUGGCUUCCUGGUAUCAGUCAAUCAAAAACCUGCGUCCUGCUGAAUCCUGCCAUCUCUCAAGUCUUUCUGUUCCACUCACAGGAUCCUGAGCUGCAUUUGCCCAUGAGAGUCUUAAAACUUUCAGACCCUAUCAGUCAGAACUUUGGCUAUUGCGAAUAGAAAACCCAAUUCAACCUGCUUAAAGAGAAAAUAAAUUUAUUGAUUCAAGUUUGGAAA